AUGGAACUCAAUCUAAGUCAAGAUCAACUGGUAGACUGUAAAGGGACUCAAUCUAAGUCAAGAUCAACUACCUUGAACAGUUCUCAACAUGAGACAUCUGAUGGAGGCACAAAAAAUCGGAAAAUGGCGAUAGCCAUAGGUUUAAGCCUUGCUUGUGUUUGCUUGUUGAUCAUUGGCUCUGGUUUUCUUCUUUGGUGGAAAAGAAGAAAAGCCCAACAAGACAUUAAUGAACAUGAAUCUGCAACGAGUAACUUCAUCAGCAAGAAUCUGGUUGGGAAGGUGUAUAAAGGUUAA
Messenger RNA from Arabis nemorensis, 294 nucleotides. The record is from the annotation of a GenBank genome assembly. Lineage: Eukaryota; Viridiplantae; Streptophyta; Magnoliopsida; Brassicales; Brassicaceae.